Messenger RNA from Nilaparvata lugens (brown planthopper), 1308 nucleotides. Its product is annotated as mediator of RNA polymerase II transcription subunit 4. Gene Ontology annotation, cellular component: mediator complex; core mediator complex. The record is from RefSeq and is a predicted model, not a curated record. NCBI's taxonomy places the organism in Eukaryota, Metazoa, Arthropoda, Insecta, Hemiptera, Delphacidae. Bases 196 to 966 code for a protein of 256 amino acids. The transcript has 5 exons. Gene Ontology annotation, biological process: regulation of transcription by RNA polymerase II. Gene Ontology annotation, molecular function: transcription coregulator activity.
CUAUUCUGUGGUCCUGAUUCUGAUCCAAUUCAACGAUUUAUAGGUUAUAUUAUUGUGAUAUUAUUUUGAGAUCAAUGUAAACAAGAAAAAUAAUGUAAACCAGACCUCUACUUUAACGAAAUAGUGUUUCGAUUAUUAGUAGUUCUAUUCCCCAUUUCUAUUUUUUGUUUGUUCUUUUUUGCGAAUUUGUCUAAAAUGGCAAGAUCAAUGACAAGCUUAAGUACCGGAGAAAAACUUUUAUCCAUAAUCGAUGACAUAGAGCUUAUUACAAAGGAAAUCAUAGAAAAUACUAUUGCAAUGAAACAUCAAAAGUUGAAUGGUCAGGAACAGCUACAUCUAACCGAAUUGCUAGUCGCCAAAGAUGAUGAGUUAAAAGACACCCUCAAACUUGCCAGUGAACAAGCAAAAAUCAAUCAAAAAAUGGAUGCAUUGAAAGCGGAAGUCGAACGACAAGAUCAAGACAUUCAACAACUACAACGUCAGUUGAAGGAAGCUGAACAAAUAUUGGCUACAGCAAUUUUCCAAGCCAAACAAAAACUGCAGUCGAUCAGUCGUGCCAACAAAAAACCUGUUUCGUCUGAAGAUCUGAUCAAAUUUGCCCACAGAAUAAGUGCUUCAAACGCGGUGUGUGCACCUCUCACGUGGCAGCCUGGAGAUCCGAGGAGACCGUAUCCCACAGAUAUUGAAAUGCGUAUGGGAUUUCUUGGAAGAUUUGGCGAUUUGCCCCUGAACGGUCACAUGGUGGCUCAGCAGGGCAGCCUAUCUGACAUCCAUCGUACGGGACAUCCACCAGAACCUCCAGCUUCUCAACAGAACCAGUUCGCUUGGCAUCUGUCGGGUGAGAUGCACAUGACCGUGCCAGGCCAGGGCUCCAUAGCCAUGGACACCCGCAAUCACAAAGACGCCGAAGACGUGGAGGUCAUGUCCACCGACUCCAGCAGCAGUUCUUCCAGUGAUUCUCAGUAGUAAAUAAGAAAUAACGUUAUUUCAAGGAUAUAGGCUGAACAACAUAUGAAUAACAAUUGAGUUUUUGUUUUCGGAACAGAAAAGAUACAUUAAACUCUAUAGUCUAGGCAAUGAAUACUCUAAAAAAGUUAUAGAAAGUUUGGAAGACAAUUUUUGACCCCGCAGUUCUGUUAAGGGUAGUAAGGAGGUUAACAUAAAUACCAGAAUUGCAGACUUGAAAGGCUUGAAAGUCAACCGUCUUAAAAAUAGAAAAGUGGCUUGGAAUUGAGGCUUAAAAGUCCUCACCCCUACCCUGUGUGAAGAAGGGCAAUUUAAACUUUCUUGAAGGUACAAUUUUCUGGU